AUGAAGUCAAAUUCCAGUAAGAUUAUCAUGAGGGGAAAGGUAUAUGACAUGAUCCUACAGACCAGAGGGUAUUUAUUACAGGAGCUAGAUCCUGAAGAUAUACUGAAACAUUUGAGUGAACAAGGUGCUAUAUCAGAACGAACUGAAGUAGAAAUACGAAAAUGUCGAAGUAAGGAUGCAAUGUGUGAGAUCUUAUUGGAUGUUGUAAUGAGUAAAGGACAUAAGGAGUUUACGAUAUUCUGUGAUUGUUUACGUCAAGUUGGUGGCCUGGGCCACUUGGCGGAUUUAUUGGAGGUGUUAGAUACUCUAAUAGAAACUGUAACUGAGACCCAUCAUGGGUUCCGCAGAGGGAUUACCCCAUCAUAUAUUGAGUCAAAGUGUCACCUAUGUGUGGCAGAAGCAGAUGAGGAAGACUCUGGAAGUAACACUCCCAACUUUGAUAUAGACAUCAGUUACUAUGACAACGAGGGUCAAACAAUGAGGUCAGUAAAGGAAAUUGCCAAACUGAAACAACAAGAGAGAUACAAACUCGCAAGUACUGUAAAAAGCUUAAGUGUGGAGCAGUUGAACAGAUUCAUCCCAGUUAUAUCUGUGAGUUUCUACAACCAGUGUCUAAACAAUGAAGGACUUACAACUUUAGCUGAUUUACUCUCAAAAUAUAACUGCAUUCGUGAGUUGAGCAUUGUAAAGAAUCAUAUUGGUGAGGAUGGCAUGGACCAGUUGGGGAAGGCCUUACAAAAGAACCAUGGCCUAACCAAGCUUGAUAUAAGGCUGAAUACAAUUGGUGAUGAAGGUGCCACUAGCCUACAGAAAGCACUAAAUGAAAACCGCACAUUAAAGAUAUUGAAUGUGACAAGCACUGGACUAUCUGGCUUAGGAUGUAACAAACUUGUACAGGGCUUACAUAAAUCUACAUGUUUAUCCGAACUGGAUGUGGGAUUUAAUGACCUACGAAAUGAAGGCUGCAAAACAUUUGCUGUUGUCUUAGCCAAUAACUGUUCUCUGAGGAACUUACGCAUGAGGGAUAAUAAUAUUGGAAAAGACGGAGCUAUCCUCAUAUUCCAAUCUCUACGCAAGAAUUCCCGACUUACAGCUCUGGAUAUGAGCAGUAAUAAACUAGGAGAUGAGAGUGUGAAAUGCUUAUCAGAGGUGCUGUUGGUAAAUAGGGGGCUACGGGAACUUAAUCUUGAAAAUUGUGCAAUUUCCAGUGGGGGUUGUCCAGUUCUUUCAAGAGCUCUGAAAACUAACACAGCUCUACGGAUUCUAGACCUCAGUAUGAACCAGCUGUGUGACUCUGGAGCCACUGCAUUGUCAGAUGGACUUAAGUACAAUAAAACAUUGACAACACUUAGUAUGAAUAUGUGCAGUAUAGGGAACAUAGGCUUCAUCCCCUUAUUGGAUAGCUUAAUGUUCAACAUAACGCUUGUGACACUGAAGCUAUGUUAUAACCACAUCGGAGAGAUCCCCCUCCAGCCACCUCCUGCUGGGAAACAGAGACACAGACAUGUACCAGUUAUGGGCACCCAGGACAUACACGUAAGGAGCAAUGAAUUGAGGUUACCCCCAGAUAGAUUAGAUAAGCCAUUGUUAAAUCUGCAAGAGAAGUAUGCAGAACUUCUUAGCUGUAAUCCGGAAUUGAAGAUUCUGCUCUGGGGGAACAAGCUGGAGGACCACUGGAAGGGAGGGAUACCAGAGACCCCUAAAUCAAUUGCUUCCUGUAACUUUUAAUAUAUUAUAUACUUCAUGGGAAAACAGAAAACCGGAUGAAAAAUUUCCCAUGUAAUUUUCUUUUCUUUACCCAAAGGGAAAAUAACAUGGGAAAAUUUUAUUUCCACAUUCCAGUUUUUCUAUUUUGAAAAUAUAUGAAUAGAUAUAUAAAACUUCCCAUAUACUUACUGGGAGGAAUUGAAUAUGAGUUUUGUGCAGAUUGGUAAUAUGUUAUUCACUAGGAACAGAGGAGAUUGAGGGAAAUAUCAUAUUGACCAAGGUAUAAAACCUAUAUAGAAUUCCUGAUCAGGAUAUAACUGUUUUAUACCAUGAUAUUGAAUGAUUGAGCGCUGAUUUAAAUAUCACAUGAUUAUCUAC
Messenger RNA from Owenia fusiformis, 2085 nucleotides. The record is from the annotation of a GenBank genome assembly. NCBI's taxonomy places the organism in Eukaryota, Metazoa, Annelida, Polychaeta, Sabellida, Oweniidae.